Molecule: messenger RNA, 2710 nt
Organism: Drosophila simulans
Lineage: Eukaryota; Metazoa; Arthropoda; Insecta; Diptera; Drosophilidae
Product: adenylate cyclase type 2-like
Exons: 10
Coding region: 150-1760 (536 amino acids)
Biological process (GO): cAMP biosynthetic process; adenylate cyclase-inhibiting G protein-coupled receptor signaling pathway; adenylate cyclase-activating G protein-coupled receptor signaling pathway
Molecular function (GO): adenylate cyclase activity
Source: RefSeq, a predicted model, not a curated record
UGGAUAUUUAUGAACAUGUACACGUAGCCUAGGCCAAAAGUCACUUAGAAGCAUCUUCUUAUUUAUUCUUUGAGCUUAUCAUUUAGUUGUAAUGGAUUGCAAUCGCAGGCAUUUAAAGUACGUUGCUCAUCACGCGCACAAGCAUCGCCAUGAUUGAAUCAAAUUUACUGCCACCGGAGCGUAAAUGUUUCAAUUUUAAUUUCUUCGGGCCGCCCACGGAGCUGAAGCCGUUCACCAUGUGGUACCGCAAUACGCCCCGGGAGGCCAUGUACCGCGCCCAGCCGGAUACGCACUUCCGGUUCGACCUGAUAUGCGCCUUCGUCCUCUUCCUCUCGCUGGCCGUCGUCCAGCUGAUUGUAAUCGAAUUGAACCUGGCCCUUCUUGGAUCCCUUCUGGCCAGCUUCGUAUCGCUGGCCCUCUUCCUCUACCUGAGCAACAUGUCCGUGCCGGACGUGCACGCCUCCACCACGGAGCGAAAUGGUCCCGGCCAGGUGGUGGCCAGCAGUCGCUACUUGCGGCUGGCCAUGUUCGUCGUGGUCAACAUCCUCAUUUCGUCCUGCGCGGUGUUCAGUGUGAUAAACUACACUGUGCCUGACGGGGUAAACAAGGAGCCAUCAUCCAAUCAGACCAUCCUGGAGAGCAAUUUUUCGAGUGAGUUCGUGAACUCCACCCUGGAGGAUGUGCAGCUGUGGGAGAUCGACCAUGCCAUACCCAUUGCGCCCGUAUUUCUGUAUUGCUGUGCCAUUAGUUUGGCUGCGAUUUCCGCCUUCCUGCGAUCUGGAUUUAUUCUCAAGCUGAUUGCCAUGCUGGUGGCUGUGAUCGCACAGAUGACAGUCCUUGGGUACAGUGAUCUCUUUGAGAUGUACAACGAUGCCAACAUCACAUACGGCUUGCCACUUGAGAUCAAGGGCUUCCUUUUGCUCCUGGUAAUCAUCUUGGUGCUUCACACUCUGGAUCGCCAGGGUGAAUAUGUGGCUCGCACAGAUUUCCUCUGGAAGGCCAAGUUGAAGGUGGAGCAGGAGGAGGUGGAGACCAUGCGUGGCAUUAACAAGAUUCUGCUGGAGAACAUCCUGCCGGCCCACGUGGCCACCCAUUUUCUGCAUCUGGAACGCUCCACGGAGCUCUACCACGAGAGCUACUCCUGCGUGGCCGUCAUGUUCGCCUCCAUUCCCAACUACAAGGAGUUCUACGAUGAGACGGAUGUCAACAAACAGGGCUUGGAGUGCCUGCGUCUAUUGAAUGAAAUCAUUUGUGAUUUCGAUAAGCUUCUCUUAAAACCAAAGUUCAGUGGAAUCGAAAAGAUUAAGACUAUAGCGAGCACAUAUAUGUGUGCCUCGGGCUUGCGACCCGGCAAGGAGGACGGCGCCACGUCACGUAGCUUUGCGGACGAGAAGCGCACGGAGGAGCACAACGUGGUCAUUUUGGUGGAGUUUGCGAUUGCUUUGAUGUCCAUACUGGACUCGAUUAAUCGCGAGUCCUUCCAACGAUUCCGUCUCCGCAUCGGACUCAAUCACGGUCCGGUGAUUGCCGGCGUGAUUGGUGCCCAGAAGCCGCAGUACGACAUCUGGAGCAACACGGUCAACGUGGCCUCCCGCAUGGACUCAUGUGGCGUAAUGGGACGACUUCAGACGACGGAAAACACGGCCAAGAUUUUGAUGACCGCCGGCUACGAGUGCGAGUGCCGAGGCCUGACUUAUGUGAAGGGCAAGGGCAAUCUAGUCACCUACUUUGUAAAGACACCUUUCGAUGGGAAGUUGUAGAUCACCGAUCGUCACCCAGUUGCUGUUGAUACUAUUUAAUCUAUUUAAUGGAUAUUUAUGAACAUGUACACGUAGCCUAGGCCAAAAGUCACUUAGAAGCAUCUUCUUAUUUAUUCUUUGAGCUUAUCAUUUAGUUGUAAUGGAUUGCAAUCGCAGGCAUUUAAAGUACGUUGCUCAUCACGCGCACAGUUGAGUAUUGUUAGCAACAAUUUGUUUUUAGUUAGUUGGUAGUGUUAAAUUGUUAUUGACUAUUUCGUACGAUUUGUUAGCUAAUCUUAUGCGAAGCCAUCACUUAAACAGCGAAUAUUUAUAUUUAUAUACGAUUCGAAUUAAAUUAUGAUAGACAAUGAAAUGCAAAUUCAACAGCCCCGCCAAAAUCCAAAAACAUAUCUACUAUCUACUAUCUAGUAUCUGCUAGUUUUCGUUCUCAAGAUAUGUUUCCCUCUCCACUGCGAAGAGCAUACACUAAAUAAAUCAGUUCGUUUAAACUAAUCGAUUUGAUCAAACGACACUAGUUAAAUUCUGUAGGGAGAAUCAAUUAAAGCUCUAUAUAUUUUUUUACUCGGAUGUUUUUUACUACUACUAAACUAUUCACUACAUCAUCUUUUGAUAUAUUUAUGUACAUAACUAUGUAAGAGAAAGCCACCAAAGCGCACUACUCUAUAAGAUACAUCUUGUGUACCUAUCGCAUCCCAACAAACCAACCACUCGAUACAAUACCUCCGAUGAAAACUCACCUGCUUAGAUGCGAUACCAUCAACCGAACUCUCAAGAUUCGAAACUGAUUUCGAAGUAUCUGCGCUGGAAUAAAUGAACGAGAUGUUUGUUGGCACACCAAACACGCUGCAGUAGAUUCAUUGAACAAUAUUUGAUAUUAUCGGACAAUUUAAUUGAUUUUGAUUAAAUGAUAAAUAAAGGAAAUCAAUAAAAUAUUAUUAUGUAUUCAAAAA